Molecule: messenger RNA, 1038 nt
Organism: Sclerotinia borealis F-4128
Lineage: Eukaryota; Fungi; Ascomycota; Leotiomycetes; Helotiales; Sclerotiniaceae
Source: the annotation of a GenBank genome assembly
AUGAGUUCUUCAAUUGAAGAUGCAGAAUCAGAAAUGACCUUGACAGUUCUUGGUUGUGGAACAAUGGGUAUAGCUAUUCUCUCUGGCAUACUCAGUUCCCUCCAUACUCCCCCAAACCCAAUGUCAACCUCAACCUCCAUCCCUCCAAGCACACCCGGAACCUCUAACCCCACCUACCCAACCUCUACCCCCUCCCGCCUCCCCUCCAAAUUCAUCGCCUGCGUACGACGUCCCGAAUCCGCCCAAAAAGUACAGCAAGCGCUCUCCCCCUACCUCACCACCACCACCUCCAGCAGCACCAGCACCACCCUCAGUAUCCUCCUCAACAAAAACGUCUCCACCGUCCAAGAAUCCCACAUAAUUCUCCUAACCUGCAAACCCCACACGGCCCCCGAAAUCCUCUCCUCACCCGGCAUGUCUCUUGCUCUAUCCGGCAAACUGCUAAUCAGUAUAUGCGCCGGAAUCACCACCGAGCAACUACACUCUUCACUCUCCACCUCCACCUCACAAACCCAAGAUUCAGCAGCCCCAUCACCCCCCUCAAAUCCCCACCCCUGCACCAUCAUCCGCGCCAUGCCCAACACCGCCUCCUCCAUUCGAGAAUCCAUGACCGUAAUCGCGACCUCUAUUCCCCCUCUCCCGCCACCCACCAUUUCCCUCCUAACCUGGAUUUUUUCGCGAAUCGGACAAGUGGUUUUUUUGCCCCCUUCUACUAUGGAUACAUGUACCGCUCUUUGCGGUUCGGGCCCUGCUUCUCAAACUAUGAAGGGAGCUGCUGCGCUCGUAUUAUCUGGUGAGCAUCCGGCGCUUUUGAGGGAUAGGGUUAGUACGCCUGGUGGGUGUACUAUUGGGGGGUUGUUGGUUUUGGAAGAGGGAAGAGUAAGGGGGACAGUGGCGAGGGCGGUGAGGGAGGCGACGGUUGUGGCGGGGCAGUUGGGAAAGGGGGUGCAGGGGGGUGAAUGGGACGAGAUUUUAGGGAUUUGUGAUGGGAUGGGAUGCGAAAAUUUGGAUUGGAAAAAUGGGAAUUGGAAAAUUUGA